This is a messenger RNA of Effrenium voratum, 1711 nucleotides long. NCBI's taxonomy places the organism in Eukaryota, Dinophyceae, Suessiales, Symbiodiniaceae. The record is from the annotation of a GenBank genome assembly.
AGCGCUGGGACCUUGCCACCGUGCCCGGAGGCAACAGGACGAGAUUUGCACCAUGCUGGCCCCGCACGCCUUCCGCGCGCUGGGCGCCCGCCGUGUGCUGGCGUCCCAGGCGCGGGCGUUUUGGAAUGUGUCGUUGCCCGUGCUGAAGAGUCCCGGUGGCGCCCAUAUCACCAAGUAUCACAUCGUGAAGCCCUACAAGGAUGGAGUGGACUACGACGACUUUCUGAUUUCCCUGCCGGAGAGGGACCACCUUGCCAGCUUCACCAAGGAGGUGCCGCUCUUCCUGCGAUACCUGAAGGUGGUCACGGACCAGGAGGGCCGUGGGGAGGCCUUCAAGGCCUUCCUGGAGCGCAGCAAGAGCGGCCUCGUGGUGGAGAGCGAUGUCUUCAUCACUACAGAUGAGUUGCUAGCCAUCAUGUGGAAAAACGGCUACUCGGACGCGGAGAGGAAUGCGAUCCAGUUUACCUUCCCAUCGGACUACAAGUUUCACUACCCGGAGCUCUCCGUGAUGUUUGACAUCCCCGAGGAGGAGACUUACAAGUUCUGCAUGCGCACUCGCAUGGAGGACAGUCACAUUGGCGAGCUGGAUCACAGCAAGGUGAAGAGGGAGGGCCUCAUCCGUGACCACUGGCUGAUUUUCGGCACUGGCCUCUUUAUCUUCAAGACCUUCCCCUUCUUCAACUACUACUUCGGUGUGAAGGUCUUUGGUACUUCGAUGUGGUGCUGGACGAUGUGGCACGUGCUGAACCGCUUCAUCGCCAAGACCACGCGCCGGAACGAGUACAUGGCCGCGCAGAAGACGGCGCAGGAGGUCAUGGACGGCGAGGACAAGAUAGUGGAGUCGAUGCGGCGCUUCGCCAACGAUGCCAAGUGCGUGGAGUACUUGAAGACCUUCAAGGACGAUUCCGAGGAGAAGAUCUCGGCCUACCGCAAGGCCUUGGUGGUGAAGAUGAAGGAAGACCUCACAGAGCGCGCCAGCAAGCAGCUCCAGGCCAUCGCCUCCUUUGAGGCGGGCAUGGGCUCCGCCAUGCAAGACCUCGUGGUGCGGGAGGCCGCCUCAUCUUUCAAGGAGAAGUUCCCUACCGACAAGGGCAUGCAGGACAAGGCCUUCGCGGCCGCGGUGAAGGCGCUGAGCGGCGCCACGGUGGAGGCCGCCGAGGACCCGGUGGCGGCGCACUUCAUGGCGGCCUUCGGGUCGCUGCAAGGGGUGGACCUCACCACCAGCAAGGCCGACGCCAAGGGCUCGCUUGCGGAGCGGGUGGCCUUUGCUCAGCAGAGCAAGGAGAAGGAGUUCCAGGAGACCUUCAUGGUCACGGCCAAGGAGGCGGAGGAGGUCCGCUCCCUCGCCAGCAAGGCCAAGAGCGGCCAGGACUACGACUUCUCCAAGCUGCCUGCGGAGGCCUUGCAGAGGCUGGAGGCGCUGUACAGCAGCAUCAACGCCAAGGUGGGCUAUGCCCUCCCCGACUCCAUGGGCCCAAAGCCGAUCGCGGCCACCUCCGAUAGCACGGCGAACUCCUAUGUGGACAAGGUGAACGCUCAGCUGGAGGCGGCCGCCUUGAAGCUGCGGGACGCACGGCUCAAGGCCUUCGUGCAGGCCUUCUGAAGGAAUCAAGGAGCGGAUUUUCGGAGGUGAGCCUAAUGAGGGUGCACCGGGUGACAUGCAAGGGAAGACGGAGCCUGCUUGGAGUGUUGAGAGCCGGGAAAGCCGUGA